Oreochromis aureus is the source of this 4406-nucleotide messenger RNA. RefSeq names its product lysophosphatidic acid receptor 1 (gene lpar1). Gene Ontology annotation, biological process: neurogenesis; phospholipase C-activating G protein-coupled receptor signaling pathway. The record is from RefSeq and is a predicted model, not a curated record. Lineage: Eukaryota; Metazoa; Chordata; Actinopteri; Cichliformes; Cichlidae. Gene Ontology annotation, molecular function: lysophosphatidic acid receptor activity. The transcript is spliced from 3 exons. Gene Ontology annotation, cellular component: membrane. The coding region runs from base 464 to 1525 and encodes 353 amino acids.
GAGAGACAGAGAGGGGGAGAGAGAGAGAGAGAGAAGGAGAGAGCCGCGCCAGCGCAGAGGGGCACGGAGACGAAGCAGAGAGCGCAAAAGCUUCGACAUCUGGGGAGAAAAUUAAAACAACUUGCACUUUUGAAAAAAACAAAACAAGAAACAAAGCCAAAAAACAAACAAAAUCGGGACGUAGCGGUGGGAAAAUUUGACCGAUCUUUCGCUUUUUUUCCCUGCACGGACAUAAAAUGAAAGGGUUACCUGGCUGCAUGUUGGAUUUUAAAUCUUAUAUUACACCGCUGCGGCUUUGACUUCAGAGUUGCGCAGGCAGAGUCUGUAUGAGUUGUCUGUUGGAGGAAUUUUAGACACUCCGGAUCAAACUUGAGUUGGACAUCCAGGAACCAGUCAGGGAGUAAGCUAAACCACCUACCCACUGCUCUCACUGCAUGCAGGACACUUAAACACCACUACCACCAUGGAUGAGGAUCAAUGCUACUACAAUGAGACCAUCACCUUUUUCUACAACCGCAGUGGCAAGCCUCUUGCUAAAGACUGGGACACCUACAGCCGGUUGGUGAUGGGCCUUGGCAUCACUGUGUGCAUUUUCAUCAUGCUCGCCAACCUUCUGGUAAUGAUCGCCAUCUACGUCAACAGGAGAUUCCACUUCCCCAUUUACUACCUGAUGGCCAACCUGGCAGCUGCUGACUUCUUUGCUGGAUUGGCAUACUUCUACUUGAUGUUCAACACGGGACCAAACACAAAACGUCUGACUGUUUCGACAUGGCUGCUGCGUCAGGGCUUGAUUGACACCAGCCUUACUGCAUCUGUAGCCAACCUGCUUGCCAUCGCCAUUGAACGCCACAUCACCGUGUUCCGCAUGCAGUUACACACACGUAUGAGCAACCGGCGCGUGGUGGUUGUGAUUGUCAUUAUCUGGACUAUGUCCAUAGUCAUGGGGGCAAUACCCAGCGUAGGUUGGAACUGUAUCUGUAGCAUUAAGUCUUGCUCCAACAUGGCACCUCUCUACAGCAACUCUUACUUGGUCUUCUGGGCAGUGUUUAAUCUUGUGACUUUUGUUGUCAUGGUGACACUAUAUGCCCACAUCUUUGUGUAUGUGAGGCAGAGAACCAUGAGGAUGUCACGGCACAGCUCUGGACCACGACGCAACCGAGAUACCAUGAUGUCCCUUCUGAAGACUGUGGUCAUUGUGUUGGGUGCGUUCAUCAUUUGCUGGACCCCUGGUUUGGUCAUCCUCCUCCUUGAUGUUUUCUGCGCUAGCUGCAAUGUCUUGACCUACGAAAAGUUCUUCCUGCUACUCGCCGAGUUCAACUCAGCCAUGAAUCCCAUCAUCUACUCCUACCGUGACAAGGAGAUGAGCGCAACCUUCAGGCAGAUCCUGUGCUGCCAGAGGCAGGAGAAUGUGAAUGGGACGGCAGCGGAGGGAUCCGACCGAUCUGCGUCUUCCAUCAAUCACACGGUGCUGACUGGCAGCACCAUGCACCACCAUCACCACCACAAUGAACAUUCGGUGGUAUAAAAAAAAAGAAAGAAAAAAGAAAAAGCCCAAUGUCUUGGAUUUGAAUCCAUCUUGAAGGGAUUAUUCUCUACAGGAGAUACAGACUGAGAGAAGGUAAAUGAGUGUAUGUCAAGAAGAAUAUGGCAACUAGAAUGAAAGCUGAAAAGACUCAAGCUGUCUGAAGACAGAGCUGAAGAGAACUCUGAUAGGCUGUUAUUAUUUUGUUUUGUUAAUUUCCAUUUGUGUUAAAUGUGUUGUCACAGGCAAAGAUGAUAUGAACUAUUUAAAAUCUGUGAAGUAGAGUAUUGCCAGUAUAGCCCAUCCUCUUUAUCCAAUCUUCCUAACUCUAUGCCUGGUAGGUUUGUACUAUUACUCGUCUAGAGCCCCAUCAUUACGAAAAGUAUCGGACUUAACAUCCUACAUUUAUGUUAUUGUUGGUUGCUGACUCACCUGAUCCCAGAUUUACAACAUAGUGUUUUUGAUUUUUGUCGGGCAGAAGCUUUAACUUUAAAUGGAUGUGGUGUAGGCUUGAGGCAGGAUAUUGUUACCAAUGUUAUAUAUAUUUCAAAAGAUGUCAUCCAAAGUGAAAAUCCAAUUCACUAUCCUGCCUAUAUUCACUUGUUUUCCAUGUUUUGCAAUCUACCAAAACCCUGUGACAUUGUUUCAUCCAUGAAUUCAACACAUUAUUUUAAUAACCUCAAACAUUAUCAUUUUCUGCUGUAGAGAGUUGUCAUCUAUUGUUUAGCAACAAGUAAAUUACAAAGUACAACCAGAUUCAUUUUUUUAUUCUGUUCUACCUAUCCUCUUUUAUGAACACGCUCUUGUGAAUCCAUUAAAGCAGGUUUUUGCUUCCAUUCAGUUUAAAUAAAGUAAGGAUCCAAUGUUUGCUACAAAUCCUGGAUUGUUUACUCCGUCUAAGGAUUUAAAGGCAAGCUGUUCCAGGGAAAAGAGUAGGAGGAGGACAGUUAUGUGAAGACAGGAUGAGAGUCAUGUUUGGUGCACUUUCAGAGACUUGAUAUUAUGACACCAAAUGUGCUGAGCAGACUGCCUCUCAGUGUUUUCCUUGGUCCCCUGAUGCUGACUUCGGGAGGGAAAAGGGGGACUUGUGGAAGUGAAUGUGAAAGUAUCGCCUGAGUUAGUACCAAAUUGCUUUGUGGUACCUUGAGAAUGAGUUCUUUAACAAAACAACUUAAAAUUAAAAAAGAAAAUCAAAACUUUUGACUCAAAAGCCUUCUCCCACUCUAUUUUUACCAGCUUUCAUGAACUAAUGAUGAUACGUGAGCAUUUACCUACCUCACUUCUGGUGAAUUUAUACCAAGCGGGGUAGAGAAAUAGCAAGAAUGGCUGGUUUAAACCUUUAUGAUUGAUUCUGUAGCCAUGCUAGCCACUGUGUCAGGCAGGGCUGUAGGCACAACAGUGCUAUGACUAUGCUGUUAGGAUGGCUAAUGACUCACAACAUAACCUUGAUUAGCAGCAAGCUGUGCAGUUUGUUGGUUUACACUUUUAAGGCAGUUUGUAAUUUGUCAGUGGUACACAGUGAAAGCUAGCCAAAAGCAGUGCUCUUGAGUUUAGUUUAGUUUUUGUGUUUUUCACCUCCAUUAGAAAAUACACAUUUUCCUUUUAAAAAUAAAGAAUUUGAAUUAAUUGUUUAGAGAAUUCUUGAACUAAAACCCCACAGACACAAAAAUGCACUAAGCCUUAGCAAAUGCUGCAGUUGUUUAACAGAAUCUGAAUGACCAGCAUAGAUUUUUACUUGCUGUAACAUUGGUAUCAGUGAUAUGAAGUAAGCAGAUAUCCAACCAAAACACGUUUUAUUUUGUGUCUCUGUCAGAGAGAUAGUUGACGCUUACUUUAAAAGUAUUAUUGGUAGCCUAUUUUGAUUUUUAUGACAGCAAUGACAAAUUAAAGUUACUCUUAUCUUCCCCCCUUAGGGUGCCUUUAUAACUGACUCACUUAUGAGCCAGUGCAGUUCGAAUGGUGUAAUAUUUCCACAAGUGCUCUCAUUAACUUGCGAUUUUGUGCCAGCUGAAAUCCAGCAUGGCAAUGCUAUGAUGCACAUUGUUAAAAAUUGCAAACUGAAUGUUUUAAAUCAAAACACAUUCUGGCCAAAAUACAUAGACAAACCUCCCAACAACCGACAGCAAAGUGAGAAUCACUGCCAAAAGUACAGUCAAACGUUUUCCAGGAAACCAGAUGUUUUUCAGGAAUUUCAGCUGCAGAGUUAACAUGAAGUCACCAGGUAUCUUUGCCCAGAUGUUUGGCCUAUUAAUCAGGCAAUUUAUGUUGUGAUAUACAGACAAAGUUUUUUUCACCAUCACUCUGCAACACUUGCAUACAUUUUUGAUGCAUGUGUGAGAUAAAGCACUGUGAUCAGGGCACCUUAGUCAUCACUUUUGUUAGUCAUUUCCUUCCUGUGCCGGUGCUUUUUUUUUUAUCUCUAGCUCUGCUUCUACUUGAGCCAAAAUGAGAGAAAUAUUCUAAGGAACCAAUCCCCUAUAGCAAACUUGUUGUCUUAAAUUUGUCCAGCUUUCACAAAAUCUUGACCAGAUUUUGUCAAUAUAUGGCUCUGGACCGAACACUCCAUAUUUGAAAUUCACUGUAACAUUUCUUUUAAGUAUUAAUUCAGGUUAUUAUAUCAAACCAACUAAACAUUCAGUGUCUUUGUUUACUAGUGUGUCAGUCUUUAUGUACCUUUGUAAGUAUGUGUGUACAAUAUGUAUAUAUAAAAUAUAUUAUGCAAAGUUAAUCACCAAAGGGAAACAUGUUUUGUGUCUGUAAAUUUCACUGUGUUAUACUCUGUCCAGAUGUACUGUAGGCUUGUUUGUAUGGGUUUUUUUAAAUGCCAUUUGUAUUGUGAUCCCAAAUAAUGACUUUCCCAUAAACACUAUUACAGCAACAUUAA